AUGACGGUUCAAGGAAGUCGUGCAGACUGUGCUUACAGUACGAAGAUGGUUACCAACGUCCUACCUACUGCCCUGGACUCAUUAUCCAGAUUGAAGAAAAAGGGUAUGAGUAACGUCAACAGGGUUCGCAAGUCAGGCAGAGAUUUGGCCUCCAGGUAUGGUUACUCUCGCUUCAUGGCUAACCCAUUUGCAGCCACAGAACAUGAUAAGGAAAUAGUAUAUGAUCCAACCAUUCCAGAAAAUGAAAAUCUUAAACUAUUAUCCAAGAUGGAAUCUAGCAAUGAUUUCAUCCCCAAUAUGGAACAUCAUAAAUUGAUUAGUCGUUCCAAUUCCGCGAAUGAUUUAGGGUCUCAAGUGUCCCUCAAUUCUGAAGCUCAGACUUUAGUAAACGCAUUCUCGUCUACUAAUAGUUCACUAUUCAAGACUUCAAGACAGGGAAGUUCUCCCUAUUCGAAUCCUAUUGCUGCAUCUUCCACAUCCUUAUUUUCCGCUCCAACAAGAGUUUCAUCCACUGUCUUUAAUGAGGAAUUUAAAUUAGAUGUGGUUACUGAAUAUCAACCAUUGACUAAACCAUCAGAAGAAGUGAAAAACUUGAUUUGCUCUUACAAUCAUGAAGUCGCUUAUGAAAUAGGUAAGACUGAACAUCUUAACUAUUAUCAAUUACCCUUCCCCUGGAGAGAAAAUAGAUACAUUAUUUACAAUUAUAGAUUUUAUGACUCUCACAAGAAAUCCCUAUUAUCCAUUUUCAAUUGGUACGGUUGGCAUAACGAAACGUCCAAUAUUUGGACUCAUCUCAUUGGUGGGUUGUAUUUGAUAUACAUGGCCGUGUAUGAUUUCCCUCGCUCUGAAAUUUUCCUUUCAGAUAAGAUUCCAACCACGGCUAAACUCAUUGUUUAUUUAUUUUUAUUUGCUGCCAUUAAAUGUCUAUUUGCAUCCGUCUUUUGGCAUUCAUUUAAUGGUACAUGUACUUUAAAAUUACGUUCCAAAUUUGCAUGUGUGGAUUAUAGCGGGAUUUCCAUCUUAAUUACAGCAUCCAUAUUAACCACAGAAUUCGUCACUUUAUAUUCAUCAUAUCGUGCCAUGUGUGUUUAUAUGGCCAUUUCAUUAUCAUUAGGCAUUUUCGGUGUCUUUAUGAAUUGGUCCCCAAAAUUCGAUAGACCUGAGGCAAGACCAUUGAGAAUUAAAUUCUUCGUUCUCCUAGCCAGUAUGGGUGUCUUAUCCUUUUUACAUUUGACAUUCUUAACUGACUGGAAAUACGCCACUUGGUUAUUAGCCCCCGUGACCAACAAAUCCAUCGUUUGGUAUUGUAUUGGUGUAGUAUUUUAUGGGUCUUUCAUUCCGGAAAGAUUUAGAUCGGAUGUGCAAGUGGACCCCACGAUCCCCACCACGUUCCAACUAUCCACAGAUUUGAAUAUUAUCACCAAGGAUAAGAACAUUCAUUUCAGAAGUGAACCCGUGGUCAAUGAAGAAGUGCAUAAUUGUAAAGAACAUUGGAAAUCCUUCAAAUCACUGUGGUGGGUGGAUUAUGUCGGUUGUUCGCAUACUUUCUGGCACUUUUUCGUGGUGCUGGGUAUAAUCGGUCAUUAUAGAGCCAUCAUUGAUAUGUUUACCAAGAGAUGGUUACUCGCCUGA
Molecule: messenger RNA, 1632 nt
Organism: Naumovozyma castellii
Lineage: Eukaryota; Fungi; Ascomycota; Saccharomycetes; Saccharomycetales; Saccharomycetaceae
Gene: IZH3
Product: Izh3p
Exons: 1
Coding region: 1-1632 (543 amino acids)
Source: RefSeq, a predicted model, not a curated record